Molecule: messenger RNA, 786 nt
Organism: Stomoxys calcitrans (stable fly)
Lineage: Eukaryota; Metazoa; Arthropoda; Insecta; Diptera; Muscidae
Product: probable RNA methyltransferase CG11342
Exons: 2
Coding region: 47-751 (234 amino acids)
Biological process (GO): miRNA metabolic process; negative regulation of pre-miRNA processing
Cellular component (GO): cytoplasm
Molecular function (GO): RNA methyltransferase activity; O-methyltransferase activity
Source: RefSeq, a predicted model, not a curated record
UAUAACUACUGUCAAAUUUUUUGUUUAUUUUUAUAUCUCUGGAGCAAUGAAUUUCCGUAAAGAAGAUCCUGGUGCCGUGCAAUAUGGAAACUUCAUAAAUUAUUACCAAUUUAAUUCGGCCGAAGAACGGCUUAAACUCCUAUCAAGUGAACAUUGGGUUUCAGAUGACGAUGUAGGUAAUGAACCAUACCUAGUAUUGGAUGUUGGAUGUAAUUCAGGAGUAUUUACUAAGCUGUUACAUACAUACCUAUCCAAUUUAAUGCCACAUCGGAAGGUGAUAAUAUAUGGCAUAGAUAUUGAUGAUAGGCUCAUUAAAAGAGCUAAAGACGAAAUUGACUCGGAUUCCAUUAUCUUCGAUUGUGUAGAUGUUAUGGACAACGCUGAUUUUGAAAAAAUUAAUUCUUUUUUGAAAAACCAUCAAAAAUUAAAAUUCGAUGCUAUUUGUUGUUUUUCUAUUACAAUGUGGAUACAUUUGAAUCAUCAUGAUGCUGGACUUCAAGAAUUCCUGCGAAAACUAUCCGCCUUAGCUAAGCUAUUCGUUGUCGAACCACAGCCCUGGAAAUGCUAUCAGACUGCCGAAAGGAGAUUGAAGAAAGCUGGUGAGAUGUUCCCUUUAUUUCUUGAAUUGCAAUGGAGAACUCAAGUGGAGGAUGAAAUACAAAAUUAUGUAGAAAAUGUAUUGAAAAGGAAAAAAGUCUAUGAAUCUUGUCCAACGAAAUGGAAAAGAAAAAUAUGUUUUUACAGCAGCUAAAAAAAUAAUUACAAUACAACAGGAAAAAAAGGAAA